This is a messenger RNA of Lampris incognitus (smalleye Pacific opah), 6416 nucleotides long. It is a transcript of the gene mark4b, whose product is annotated as MAP/microtubule affinity-regulating kinase 4b. The coding region runs from base 520 to 2889 and encodes 789 amino acids. The transcript is spliced from 18 exons. Gene Ontology annotation, cellular component: cytoplasm. Gene Ontology annotation, biological process: protein phosphorylation; intracellular signal transduction; microtubule cytoskeleton organization. NCBI's taxonomy places the organism in Eukaryota, Metazoa, Chordata, Actinopteri, Lampriformes, Lampridae. The record is from RefSeq and is a predicted model, not a curated record. Gene Ontology annotation, molecular function: tau-protein kinase activity; ATP binding; protein serine/threonine kinase activity.
GGUACGUUCGCGAUCGCUACGGGUGUGAAGGUUUGCGAACGCUACGACGGCUAGCGGGGAUAAGAGAGAACCAACGAAGAAGAAAAGCCUGUUUUUGGGAGAGUCCGUUUGAUUUUUUUGUUGUUGUCGGUACUUCAGUAUGAGGCUGUGUCGGUGCCCGGGGAAAGCCCGCAUUUAACAACGUUGAAGCGGACGCCGGGCCGAGCCGAGCCGAGCCGGGCCGAGCCGGACGGCAGCGCUGCCCUGUGAUCGGUGCCGCCUUCAAGAGCGGCACGGCGAUGAGCGGCUGUUAAGAAGGGAGCCGCUUUCAGAAACGCUCGCGACGACCCGGCUGGAGAAGAUCGAUUGCGUCAAAGUAUCGAUCGAUCGAUCGAUCGAUUGGUUGGCGUGGCCGCGGUUUCACCACCCAGGGCACGUUAAUUCAACCCGGCGAGAAGAGACGACGACACACACACACACACCCGAGUCCGGCUAGUAGAACUAAUCCCGGUUCCGGCCCGUCUGCAUAAAGCGGGGACGAUGUCUUCACGCUCAGCACUGCCCGGGAAUGAGCGCAAUCCGGAUCAUCAUGCCUCCCUGUCGGCCAGCCGCUCAGAGAAAGGUACCGGUUGGUCGAACCGGUCACUUGGCGCCCGAUGUCGAAACUCCAUCGCCUUGUGUUCGGAUGAGCAGCCCCACAUAGGAAACUACCGGUUGCUUAAGACCAUCGGCAAGGGCAACUUUGCCAAGGUCAAGCUGGCUCGACACAUACUGACUGGCAAAGAGGUUGCCAUAAAGAUCAUCGAUAAGACCCAGCUCAACCCAACCAGCCUGCAGAAGCUGUUUCGAGAGGUACGCAUCAUGAAAAGCCUCAAUCAUCCCAACAUAGUUCAGCUGUUUGAGGUGAUUGAGACAGAGAGGACCCUUUACCUGAUUAUGGAGUACGCCAGUGGAGGGGAAGUGUUUGAUUACCUCGUGUCUCAUGGCAGGAUGAAGGAAAAAGAGGCCAGAGGCAAAUUCAGACAGAUCGUAUCGGCGGUUCACUACUGUCAUCAGAAGAACAUCGUCCACAGAGACUUGAAGGCGGAGAACUUGCUCCUGGAUGCCGAAUCCAACAUAAAGAUCGCAGACUUCGGCUUCAGUAACGAGUUCACCAUGGGCAGUAAGCUGGACACAUUCUGUGGCUCGCCGCCAUACGCCGCCCCUGAGCUGUUCCAGGGGAAGAAGUACGACGGUCCUGAGGUGGACAUCUGGAGUCUGGGGGUCAUUCUCUACACCCUGGUCAGCGGUUCACUGCCCUUUGACGGCCAGAAUCUCAAGGAGCUGCGCGAGCGCGUCCUGAGAGGGAAGUACCGCGUGCCCUUCUACAUGUCCACAGACUGCGAAGGGAUCCUGCGGCGCUUCCUGGUGCUCAACCCCAGCAAACGCUGCACCCUGGAGCAAAUCAUGAAGGACAAGUGGAUGAAUGUGGGCUAUGACGGAGAUGAGCUGAAACCUCACGUAGAGCCUGUGGAGAACUACAGCGAUGCCGGUCGCAUUGACGUGAUGGUGGGGAUGGGCUACGCCAGAGAGGAGAUCAAAGACGCUCUGACCACUCAGAAAUACAAUGAAAUCACUGCCACCUACCUGCUGCUGGGGCGCAUGUCCGAGUCGGAGGGUAGUCAGUCUCGGUCAGGCAGCAGUCAGAGUCUGACCCGGGUUCGGCCCAGCACCAUCACCAAUGGAACCAGCAAACACUCCAAUCCCUCUUCCUCCACUGGUCCCUCCUCUUCCUCCUCCACCCACAAGGCACAGCGCAGUGCUUCGACCUACCACCGCCAGAGACGACACUCUGACUUCUGUGGUCCAUCAGUACCAGGUUCGGCCCACCCUAGGCGGAGCCCCAGCGGGGUGGGUGAAGGGGCGGGGCUCAAAGAGGAGCGCAUGUCAGUCCGCAAGGCGAGCACGAACGCCGUCGGCUCUCGUAGCAUCCCACCCCCCUCCAGUCCCAUGGUUAGCUCCGCCCACAACCCGAACAAGGCAGAGAUUCCAGACCAGCGCAAGGAAGUCAGCUCUGCCACGAACAACAUCCCUGCCAGUGCCAUGACCCGGCGGAACACCUACGUGUGCACGGACCGCUCCAACCUGGACCGACACUCCCUGCUGCACAACGGCAAGGAGAACAGUACCCUAUCCCACCGCCUCCCCCCCGCCUCCCCGUCAACCCACAGCAUCGCCGGUGCCUCCGGGGUGACCUCCUCAACAUCCUCCUCGUCCUCUGGCCCGUCCUCCCGCCUCACCAGGGGAUCCACGGUGAGGAGCACCUUCCACGGCGGGCAGAUCCGAGAUCGCCGGGCCCCCUCCCACGUGCCCCCCGCCUCCCCUACCCUUUCCCAUGAUGCCAGCCCGCUGCCCCACGCCAGGACCCGGGCAACAACCAACCUCUUCAGCAAAAUCACCUCUAAACUGACCCGCAGGGUCACUCUUGACCCCUCUAAACGUCAGAGCUCAAACAAGUCCGUGUCGGGCUGCACCCUCCCACAGGGAACAAAAACAGUUAACGAACCUGAGAGAAUCAGCAGAUCUCCGGUCACAGCUCGCCAUCUACCUGGGCAUCAGAAAGCGUCCGAGCCCCGGACCCCCCGAUGCGGCUGGGAUGUGAGGGUGCGGAGCCCUCGCGACCCGGCCGAGGUGGUGCUAGCACUGCGUGAGGCUGCCCAGGGCUGCGGCUGUCAGGUCCACCUGGCGGGGCCGUUCCUCCUGUCCUGCACCCACGGAGCAGCCGGCGCCCGCGUGGCCUUUGAGGCUGAGGUCUGCCAGCUGCCCAGUGGGCCGGGCCCAAGUAGCGGCGUGCGGUUCAAACGCCUCUGGGGGGCCCCGUUAGCCUUCAGAGACAUCGCUACCAAAGUGUCCAAAGAGCUGGAGCUCUGAGGGUCGACUGGAGGCGGGGUACACCGACAACGGACAGGACUGGCUGGACGGACUGACCGAUGACUGAGGAGCAGGGAGGGAAACCAUGGCCUCCUUCUUUUCCUCCCUUGACUCCUCCUCUACUGUGGCUAACCGAUGCCCUGCCUCCUCCCAGACCCUCUCCCUCUGACGCCAAGGCUCACAGACAAACAGUUGGAUGCAGAGACAGAGAGACUGCCAUCGGAAGACUUGGUGAACCUUGACCUUGGAGCUGUCAGUGACCUUUGAACUCUGCUUUAGAAUAUGCCACCUUCUCCUUAUUGAAACCAUGGAGUCAAGCUGUUAUUUUUUCAUAAUUUCAUAUUUGAUGAUGAUGAUUGUGAUGGUAAUGCUGAUAGUGAGGAAGAGUGAUACUUUUUUGUUUUGACAAUGUUAUUCCCAUUGUACCAUAUUUGUCGCCAUUCCUUUUUAAAGAGCUGCUAUUUAAAGAAAUGUUAAUUUUUCUGUUCAUUAGGUUUAUUUUCAUUCUUUUAAGCUUUUAAAUUGGGCAGGUGAUUGAGCUCUGUUGCUGUUUGUUGUUGGGUUUGUGUCAGACAAAAGUUGUCACCUUAUUUGGUAAGUGAAGGCGCAGUCUGACCUCCGGCCUGUAGAGGGAGACAUGCAGAAAUGCAUACUUGUGAUGGAGAGAAUGAAACUAUUGAAGUAGCGAUACAGCCUUUCUGUCCAGUCAUUGACAAAGCCCACUUUACUCUUCAUUUGCACCAUUUCUGUUGUCUGCAAUUAAGUCUGCCCGCUGCCUGUUGGGAUCCUUUCGUGAUCCUUGAAAGCCAGGCUUGUAUGUACGUCACACACUAGCCGAAUUUUCUGUUGUCUGAGUCCCAAGACGAGGCUGUUUGGAGGAGGUGGACUCCUAUGCAGAAACAUUGAUUCGAGGUUAGUCCCUGCUCCCCUAAAGAUGUCCUACUCGCCACUAUAUUAGGUUGCUUGCCUUUUAAUUGGCCAAUUGAAGAUCCCACUGAUGAUGUCACAGACAAGCUGGCAAAUGGGCCGACCAGUGAGCCGUACCCAUCUGUCUGAAGACCCAAACGCGGUGACGCUUUGGGUCAUUCGAUUUGAAAAUCCAAGGCAACAAGGCAACGCAGAGGGUGCAAAUUUCAUGGCUCACCCCUAAGGCAGCGCCAUCUACUCCUCCUAGAUGGCGCUGUCUUAGUGAGGAUGAAAUGGUAGCUCUCAUCCCAUGAGGUUUUCCUGAGGCGCAGGGCAGUUUUUGGACUUUGACAUUGGCACAAAAGAUUGGAUUUUUUUUUUUUACCUUUUACUGCACAGAUGUAAUGUUUUCCUUAAAUGCCCGUCCGCAUUGAGGAGCCCUCAUCUUGAAAAAUUGCGAUUGCAAAUAUCAUUGUCAUUAUUUGGUUUCCCUUGGAAAAUUUGCAUGCUAAUUUCUAGCAAAUUCCCACCAUGAUGAAUCAGAACUGAUGCUGUCCAAUACAGCCACAAACUACUAAAGCGACUUCCCUGUAGGAGUCAGGGCACCUAGUUACUGGGGUCGAAUGUUCCCCCCCCCCAUUCAGAUAUAUUACUGAAUAAUUCCUCUUUAGAUAAGCAAAAAGACCAUUUCGUCACAAAAACACAAAACUCUAGUAGCACUUUUCUCACACGCAGAGCUGGAGCUCAGCCCGCUUCAGCCAUCCCACCCUGCUUUAACGUGAGGAGGAUGGAAGGCGGGAGUUUCAUCCGCACAACUCCAGCGCUGAUGGGAUGUUCCCGCCCUGCUGAAACGUGGCGUCGCUGUCCUCCAGUCGUGCAAUAUGUCCACAGGGCCACGGGCCAAGUAGUCUUGGUCGACACUUGAGUUUUUCGUUUGAUGGGUCUUGUAAUGAUGAGUAUGUUGUUCUAAGCACUUUUUUCCCGCCAUUGUCACGGUGUUGCAUCCAAUUGUCAGGAUUUUGAUUUCAUCCUUUUGUCUUUCUUCUUCCAUUGUACAAGACAGAUGCCUCACAUGUUCAGUAUUUGUCGGACGGAUCGUUUCGUGUGCUUUGGUUCUGGUUUGUUCAGUGUUUCCCCAGGCACUUGUCGCGCUCUUAGCGUUCCUCGUCGACGUGAAGGGGGUCGCGCCGGGUUUCAUGUGGCCGUUCAGUCCCGCUGAGGACACGGAGGUACACGUGUAGACUCUGUGCCCGACUCGAGUGCUGGACGGCUGAUCAUGAAGAAGAAAAAAAAAUUAAAGUACUGUAACCCGUUAUUUUUUGCCCGGUGCGGGAUUCGAUACGGGGUGUUCUGCACCUCAAGGCGACGUUACCGCUCGGCUAAAGGGUCAGACCCGUUAGCUAGGGGCCAACAUGUCUUAAUAGUAGUUUACAGUCGUCGCCCUCCCCGGAAGCGCGCCCUCGCGCUUUGUUCUUCCCGCGCUCCGAAGAGACUUCUGAGGAUCCGCACACUUCCGGGUCCCACCGCUGCCACCAAUGUAACCGGUUAUGUUCUUGCCCGGUGCGGGAUUCGAUACGGGGUGUACUUCACCACAAGGCGCCAUCGCUAACCGCUCGGCUAAAGGGUCAGACCCGUUAGCUAGGGGGCUAACGUGUCUUAAUAGUAGUUUACAGUACUGUAACGAUCACGGAUCAAUGGGCUCGGUAGCCCUUGGCUAACGGGUCGGACCCUUUGGUCGAGCGGUUAGCGAUGUCUCCCGUGGUGCGGGAGAUACGGGUUCGCGUCCCGGCCGCGGCGGUUCCUGCGGUUGCCCCCCCCCCCCGAAUUCGCUACAGUGCCAUAUUUGAGUCGUGUUAAGUUUCCUCUCUUUCCCACACUUAAAGUUGACCCUCGUUUCAAACUUUUCCCUGACCCCCGUAGCAACGCUCAAGUCAUUAGCCAAUCCAAAAAAUAUAUAUACUCCGAGGCCACACCCCCGCCGUUGACCAAUCACACUUGCAGCGUCGCUGAGCGGCAUAUGACUGUUGACCAAUCGCAAGCCACAGGUGUGCUCGACUGUUAAAUCGCGCGAGGCCGUUCCGGAAGUCGGGGACACACGUGGGCUGGGCGUGGCGCGUCUCGGUGCUCGGCCAAGAAUGUAACUUCAAUUACCGUGGGUGAAUGUUUUCCUGACGUCACGACGCGAAGCCCCCCCCCCCGCUAACGUUCCCGAUCCGUCUGCAAAGCUUGCGUCCUGUUGCGUUGCCGCCGCCGCCAACUCCCGAACCUCCCCCGAACCUCCACGCAGUACCGGCGCGGUCUCGACUCGGAUGCCAAGAAGCACUUAUACUUCCCGGGUGUGCAGCGUUAAAAUAGAUUGGCCUUGAGAAAAUUAAAGCGUGAUGGCGGAUGGGAAAUUUAUACAAUUUACAUGACCCCCCUCCCCCCCCUCCCCCUCCCCUCCAUCGGAGGAGGCUCUGACACGGGACGGGUCUGUCUUUAGUGUGUUUAAAGCAACUCGCUGUUCUGGAUGAAAUCUCCCCCUAUGGGCUGAAACCGCAGAGAUGGCUGAGCUGCACUCCUGCAUGUCUCCGAGUAAACAAUGUGUGACGCAAAAAUAAAGACUUUCUCAAAUUCUUUUA